AUGGAGCAGAAUCGAGCAAAUGAUGAAAAUGCCCCAUACGCACCUCCGCGUGAUCCCCGUAUCCGUCCGAUUACGCUCAAAGUUGGGGCAGCCAAAGGCCAAUCUCAUAAUGAGCCUUCUGCACUCAUUAGCCCGGCCACCACUGACCAGGCCACCGUGCCAUCUAAGGAUCAGCCAGUGUCAGAAGGACCAGGUACUCCUUCUAGUGAAACAUUUGCACGAUCAUUCAGCGGCCUGGCAGAAAAUAUCAUUGCUCUCUCACAAUCUGCAGCCGAACAGGCUAACCUAAAGAAAAGGCUUGAAGCUACUGAAGGUAGCUUCACGAAAACAAAGAAACAUUUCAACUUCCCGUCAACAAUUUCCUAUCUUCAACAGCUGAGGAGGGACGACAAUGAUGAUCUAGGGCGCGUCGAAGAGAAGCUGCGCGAGAAUAAGCUUCGUCGGGAUGAGUUGGAGCGUAGCGUCGGGUCUCUCGUCAGCUCGAGCACGUCACAUAGACAUGACUCCGAAAUAGAGAUAAAAUUACGUGACGCAAAAACUGAGGCUGCAAGCGCGAAAAAGUCGGCACUUGAGGCACAGUUGAUAGCUUCGAAUGCUCACAAAGAAAUCGAAACCUUGAAGGGACGGAAAGAGACCGAUAAAGCGUUGGAAGAGAGACUCCAGUAUUUACAGUCAAGAGUUGAUAUUCUCGAUACCGCUACCAAGGCUCACUCUACAUUUCUUUCUCGUCACACGAAAGAUAUUCAGGAGUGUCGGAAUCAGUUUGCAAGCACAUCUGAAGCCCUAGCCCGCAAGACUGAUGUGGAAACCAGAGAGGAGAGAUCAUCAAGUCUCCACGAGAGGAUACGAGAUAUGGAACAGAACCUUACCUCGAUAAAAUCCCGACUUCGUUCGAUCUCCAGUGGCCAAGAUGACCAGAGGUAUAUCAAAGAGGAAAUUCACCGGUUGAAGACCGCCGGUGAAGCAUAUAAAGCUGCUCUUGAAAAUAUCCCUAAGCUCGAAGAGCAGUUAUCUGCUCUACAAAACUCUUCCGACACCUCUUCUACCAUACAAAAGCUCGAUGGCGUUAUGGACCUGACGAAUCAUACUCGAAGUCAAUUGGAUGAUAUCAGCAAACGUCUUUCUAGCCUGGAGAAUGCUUCAUGGGCAAAUGAUAGCGCUACUUCGAGGAAAGAAAACGAUAGCGUCAAAGAAGAAAUAAAGACUCUCUCUGAAGCGUUUAAAGAACUCCAGUCCCAAGUGCAGCAGGUAGGACAGGCCCAAGGACAGCAGCCAGCGCAAACCAGCACAAAUGAUCGCGAUCAAAUCGAUCUUAGAAUCACCGUGGAACAGCUCUCACAGCAACUCUCAGCAUUGCAAAAUGUGCUCAAGGCCAAGGAUGACUUGCAGUUCCAAGAGAUGGAGUCGCUCGGGAAACGGCUGGCUGAGCACACAAACGUCCUAGAGAAGCUGAAAGCGGACCAGAGAGUUCAUGAGACGGUCGGUGAGCUUUCAGCAUCACUUCAGACCCUAGCGCGAGAUAUCGAGAAGCGGCAGACUAUAGCUGACGUCGGUCUCCGUUCCCUGGAGGAACGCUAUAACAACCUGUCCACCGAGACACUGGCGAAGAAUAUUAUCACAGUGAUACAAGAGUUUUACCCUUUAUCAUUGCCUGCACUGAUGGAACAGCUCGGUCUUUUGAAGACGCAGAUGGAUCAGUUGAAAGCGUCAAACACUGCUAUGCAGCAAGCCCAGCUGGAAAGAAUGGGACAGCGGUUAACGGCACUGGAAGACCACUAUGAGAAGAACCAGGGGACACUGAAAAUGAACAACAAGCAGAUGACCGAGAAAAUAGCUGCCCUUAACUAUCAACAAUCGGCUCUAUGGGCGCAUAUGCAGAACGAAGUACAGCCAAAUAUUCGUGAAAUGACGCCUUUGCGGGAUCAGCUUCAAUCGUUAACUAGCAGGCUCUACGAACAUACGGAAAAGGUCCAGCAUGACAUCACGAACAGAGAGAUGGAGAGGCAAUCAUUCCUCCGAGACAUGCAGCAGGAGCGGGACCGAUUGAACGACGAGAUCAAAUCUGUCGACAAUUCUGUCAAAGAUCUAGCGGAGAAGAUCAAAGGCAUAGAUAAUAAAAUCCGGGAAACAAAUGGCGUGACCGUGACAUCUCUACUUGGCCGCAUCCAUGAGUCUGAAAAGGCUACUACGGAAGAGAUCAAGGCUCUCACCCGAAAAUUCGAGGAGACGGCCCAGUUGGCAAAGAGAGACAUCUCUGACGCUGUCGGUCGGCUAGAGGCUCUUGAGAAGGUCAAAGAAGAGCUGGCGAGCUUGCCUCUCGACAGGCUUGCUGAAAUUGGUCUAGGUCAGCCAAAGAUGGACACGCAACCUAGAGAUGAGCAUCGGAAGCGGAGGAAGCCCACUGCAUCCUCAGACGAAGAGCAAAGCUCCAGUAUUCCAACAAGUGUCUCAGAGGUCCAUUCGUCCUCCAAAUCCAGCCCGAGUCUCGAGACGGAUCCUAGCUCGGCAAGAAAGAAGAAGAAAAGAAAGAAGCGGCAGAUAGAGGAGGGAACUGUCAACUCCGGUAACGGGCGAUAG
Molecule: messenger RNA, 2577 nt
Organism: Paecilomyces variotii
Lineage: Eukaryota; Fungi; Ascomycota; Eurotiomycetes; Eurotiales; Thermoascaceae
Exons: 1
Coding region: 1-2577 (858 amino acids)
Source: RefSeq, a predicted model, not a curated record